This is a messenger RNA of Austrofundulus limnaeus, 1774 nucleotides long. RefSeq names its product INO80 complex subunit B (gene ino80b). Gene Ontology annotation, biological process: chromatin remodeling. The transcript has 5 exons. Gene Ontology annotation, cellular component: Ino80 complex. The coding region runs from base 347 to 1354 and encodes 335 amino acids. The record is from RefSeq and is a predicted model, not a curated record. NCBI's taxonomy places the organism in Eukaryota, Metazoa, Chordata, Actinopteri, Cyprinodontiformes, Rivulidae.
GAAAAAUACAGUUGAACGUCGGUGUUGUUAGCUUAGCUUGUCUUAGCUUAGCUUGUCUUGGGUUUUUCUGGCUGCGUUGAUGUUUUGUAAUUUAUCAUCACAUUUUUUUGUGUCGACCUCGUUCACUGUGAAUUCAUUAAAGUUCAGCUGUAGAUAAAAGUGUUCAUAAAGUUUUCAAAUUUUCUUUUAUGGACUUAACAGAGCCGAACCCAACAAAACAGACAAUAAUGCUCAGUUCUUAGAUUUCUCUURAAUUUAAGGGCGUUUAAUGUGACGAGUUGGUAGAUUGUGUUGGGUUUUGUGUUAACAUGUAGAGCUGCACAUAUUUCUGUUUUCUGUCGUUUCAAUGGGGAAAAGAAAAGACAUGAUUCACCCCAGGUUUCUUGGUGAAAGCAGCUCCAGCCUGCACAGCAUUCACAAGCGGAAGCACAAGAAACACAAGAAGCACAAGAAGAAACACCACAGCUUCGCAGAGGCCCCGGAGCCUGAGCCUGUGCCUUUGCCGGUCCCUCGACCUCCAUCGCAACUUCGACUGAAGAUCAAACUGGGAGGACAGACGCUAGGCACCAAAAAUGUCCCCACCUUCACCGUCCAUCCUGGAGUGGCUCGUCCUCCSUCGCCUCUGAUGAUCAUUGAUAAUGAUGUGGAUGAUGACGACGACGAUGACGACGACGAUGAGCCCUCUGUGCCUUUGGAGCAGUAUCGAGCCUGGUUGGAUGAAGACAGUAACUUGGCAACGUCCCCUCUCCCAGACCUGGACUCAGACUCCAUGCUGGGGGGGCCUGUGGAUGAAGAAGAGAGAUGGCUGGACGCUCUGGAGAAGGGAGAGCUGGAUGACAACGGAGAGCUGAAAAAGGAAGUGGACGAGUCUCUGCUCACUGCCAGACAGAAAGCCCUCCUUCACAAGCAGCAGGCCCAGCCUCUGCUSGAGCUGCCCAUGGGCUACAAGGAGAAGGAGAUGACCGCAGAGAUGAUGCAGAAGCGGGAGGAGCGGGCCCGCAAGAGACGCCUGCAGGCCGCCAAGAAAGCAGAGGAGAACAAGAAUCAGACRAUAGAGAGGCUGACCAAAACCAGCAAGGCCAAGAUCAAGAGCCUGAAGGAAAAGAGGUCCAAGCACAGCCAGUGCCCCAUGGUUCACUACAGCGACUCGGCUCAGGGAAUCACCAUCUCGUUCCCCUCGGGGGUCUCUGCUCCAGUCCCCGCACCUCGCUGCCCUGCUCCGGUGGCGCCGGUGAACUGCGGCGUUGGUGGGUGCUCCAACCUUAAAAAGUACUCCUGCUCGAAGACGGGGGUUCCUCUCUGCAGCCUGGAGUGCUACAAGAGAAACCUGCUGCUUGUGCAGAGCACAGCCUGAAGCUCAGAAUGUGAUGAGUCAUGUUUAAGUAAGACACGAGUCGUGAAGAACUUUAUGCUUAAAUAAGUCCUUUUAAACAAUGAGUGUGUGACCUCUCAUCAGACUGCUCAGUGGAUUUUUUGCUGUCAUUUUGCWUUUCUGUGCUACUUCACAAUUCAGACACUUUGAAGUGAGGUUCUGUGGAGAAGUUAUGAACAGUCAAUAUCUUACCUGCUUUAGAUAGCUGUUUGAUGGACCUCAAUUUGGUUAAAUUCUGACGGACUGACAAGGUAAAGGCUAGCACGGCUAAAAGUGAACCUUCAAGUUUUUGUUGCUGCAUUUUUAAUUUUACUGUGUGGGAACCUUAUAGACUAAUAAAACAAUUAGCUGUUUAAAAAUAAUAAAAAUCCUUAAAUAAAGACCACUGAUGCUAGGUUAAAA